UUUGUGCUCAUGCUCCCUCACUCAUAGACUUGGAUAGUUUUCUGUUCUGACUGUACAAGAUCCCAGCAGAGGGAAAGGAAAGAGAAGGGAGGCUUUAGAGAGCACUUGCUUUCUCGUGAGCCUGCAAGCAACCCAGAUCCUCAGGGUACUUCAGAUCCACUGAGAAGCCAACUACUCUUGUCCUUGCCUCCUACAGUGAUUACCUUCACAUGAUGGGAGUUCAGCCUGAAUCCAGCAAGUCCACGAUCAGUGGCAGCAGCCCCAAAAGCUCUGGCCACUGUUUUCGAAACAUCUUCUGCAAUAUUAAGAUGUUCGUGGUGUGCCAUGGCCUUCUCCAGCUUUCCCAGCUCCUCUACAGUGCAAACUUCAAGAGCAGCCUCACAACUAUUGAGAAACGCUUUGGGCUCUCAAGUCUCUCUUCAGGUUUCAUCUCCAGCUUGCAUGAGAUUGGCAAUGUCGUCCUCAUCAUCUUUGUCAGCUACUUUGGCAGCCGAGUUCACCGCCCUCGAGUGAUAGGAGUAGGGGGCCUACUACUGGCACUUGGAGCUUUCCUGGUGACCCUUCCUCACUUCCUCUCAGACCCCUAUGAAUAUGCCACGCUGAGUGCAGGUAACAAGAGCCAGAUCCAAGCUGAACUCUGUUAUGUAGAGAAUAAGUUUGUAUGCCCAAAUACCACUCAGGAUCCCCAGAAGGAGGCCAGCAGUAUAUGGGCAAUGAUGGUCAUCGCCCAGCUGCUGGCUGGAAUUGGAACAGUUCCCAUACAGCCCUUUGGGAUAUCCUAUGUUGACGACUUCGCCGAAGCAAACAAUUCCCCACUGUAUGUUGCCAUCUUAUUCUCCAUCGCAGUGUUUGGCCCUGCUUUUGGAUAUUUGCUGGGAUCUGUGGUGCUGCGUCUUUUUGUGGAUAUUGGAAGAGUUGACAUUGCUACAGUGAGUUUGACACCAAAGGACCAGCGGUGGAUCGGAGCCUGGUGGCUAGGACUGUUGAUCUCCUCAGGUUGCUUGGUGGUCACCUCCAUUCCUUAUUUCUUUUUUCCUCGAUACAUGCUCAAAGGAGAGGACCCAAAUUCAGAGUCUGGCAUGCUGAAGAAGAUGGAGAAGGGAGAGGCUGAACAAAUCUCCUUGCUGGAAUUCAUAAAAAGAUUCCCAAAGAUCUUCCUGAGACUGCUCCUCAAUCCUCUCUUCAUCCUUCUAGUGCUGGCUCAGUGCAGCUUCUCCUCAGUCAUUGCAGGUCUUGCCACCUUUCUCAACAAGUUUCUGGAGAAGCAGUAUGGUGCCACAUCUUCAUAUGCCAACUUUCUCAUUGGAGCUGUGAACCUGCCGUCAGCAGCACUCGGGAUGCUCUUAGGAGGAAUAGUCAUGAAACGCUUUGCCUUCUCCCUCCGGGCCAUCCCACGGUUUGCUGUAGUGGUGCUUGUCUUCUCCAUCCUCAUCUGCCUGCCUAUCUUCUUCAUGGGCUGUUCCACAGGGCACAUUGACGGGAUCUACCCCUCCAGUACAUCAAGUUCCCAACAGCGGGUUAAGUCCCCCAGUGGGUGCCACUGCUCUGAACACAUCUUUCACCCAAUAUGUGGAGAAAACAAUGUGGAGUACAUCUCUCCUUGUUUUGCUGGCUGCACAAACAACACUGUUAAUUCUUCCACACCCAAACAUGUGAUCUACAAGAACUGUUCUCUGAUCCCUGCCAUGAAUGGGCUGUCCUCAGCAAAGACUGGGUCCUGUCCCCUCAGCUGUUCCCACAUGCUCCUUCCUGCCAUAUUCCUCAUCUCCUUUGCUGCACUGGUAGCAUGCCUUUCCCACAAUCCCCUCUACAUGAUGGUUUUACGGGUGGUGAAUCAAGACGAGAAGUCGUUUGCUAUUGGAGUCCAGUUCUUACUAAUGAGAAUGUUAGCCUGGUUGCCAGCUCCAGCCAUGUUCGGUGCCCUCAUUGACUCUUCCUGCAUCUACUGGCAGAAACAGUGCACCCAACGCAGAUUCUGCGCCUACUACAACAAUGACUUCCUCCGCAACAGAUACUUAGGCCUGCAGAUUGGGUACAAAGUGAUAGGCACCGUGCUUCUUGUCCUCAUCAGCUGGAAAGUUAAGAAGAGCAAGGAAUAUAAUGUGCAAGAGAAGGCAGCUGGUCUGGUGUAGCCUGCCCAAGGACUGAUUCUGACUGCACCUCCCCAGCCUGCCUGUACCCACUACUAGUACUUUGUCAAUGUUUUUUGUAAGGGAGCAUCUUCAUAUUAGCAGCCAAGCUCCAAACUCCUCUACUGCAACUUGCACUGCAACCCACCUACCCAGCCCGCAGUGAAACAUCUCUGUGCUCCCGAGAAGGGACUUGCCAGCCAGGCUCUUCGGGAGGGCUGCAAUCAUCCACCAGCAGCUCAAAUGUGUUACAAUGCAAGCACUGCCUCAUGCCAGCUCCAUAGCCAACCCCAGAAGAAACCUGCCAGGGUGGUUGUGGGCUAGGUCAUGGGUGCCAGGGCUAGUUUAGGACUAGCCACAGCCAGGACCACGUCCUCCCACAUUCUCUGGUGAAGCCUUGUCCCUUGUUUUGGGAAACGGCAUCCUCAAGCCUCAAUGACUGCCUAUUGGGAAAUGCCGAAGGCUUGUCACGAGGCAAGCAGGAACAUUUGAGCUGUUACAGGUCUCCAGAAAGGGAUAAGGGCAGAGGAGUAGGAGCUGGAAGAGGUCUACAGCCCAGCCUCAUUCCUUUUCCACAGAGGUGCCUGCUCAGAGAAAGAGCCUGCUUUAUUUCAGCAUGUUUCAAGCCAGGUAAUGUCUGCCUGACGGAGACAAGAGCAGGGGAGAAGUCUGAGAAGCACCGGGGAAUUUCCCUCUCUCUCCCUGUACCCUUCACACAGGUCACUGUGGACACAGCGCAUGAAUUGUAAAAAGUUAUUACUAGUGGUUUAUUACAGAAUAUUUGUUUGUGUGUUUUUUAAUAAACAUCACUUUUCCA
Rhea pennata is the source of this 2946-nucleotide messenger RNA. RefSeq names its product solute carrier organic anion transporter family member 2A1 (gene SLCO2A1). The coding region runs from base 210 to 2132 and encodes 640 amino acids. Gene Ontology annotation, cellular component: plasma membrane. Gene Ontology annotation, molecular function: protein binding; prostaglandin transmembrane transporter activity. Gene Ontology annotation, biological process: transmembrane transport; prostaglandin transport; sodium-independent organic anion transport. The transcript is spliced from 14 exons. NCBI's taxonomy places the organism in Eukaryota, Metazoa, Chordata, Aves, Rheiformes, Rheidae. The record is from RefSeq and is a predicted model, not a curated record.